ACCGGAAGUUCCGUCUGUUUUUGAGUCCGGGACUCGGAGACGGGCGACGGUCUGGGACAGAAAAUUCCAGUCACAAUGAAGCCGGCGGUGGACGAAAUGUUCCCGGAGGGUGCGGGGCCGUACGUGGAUCUGGACGAGGCAGGAGGAAGUUCAGGACUUCUAAUGGACCUAGCAGCUAAUGAAAAAGCAGUCCAUGCAGAUUUCUUUAAUGAUUUUGAAGACCUCUUUGAUGAUGACGAUAUUCAGUGAUUUGUUCUCCAAGCUUCACCAUCUGAACCACUGUACAUUUUCAAACGAGGAGGAGGAAAAGAAUGGUUGACACCUUGGAAGGACUGCUGCUAAUGCUCUAUGGGCAAAUGUGCAAAGCAGGGCAUUUUUGAAAAGGAGUCCAUAUUUUACAAACAUGCAUAGACUUAUGUAUGGUCGUCAUGCUAAUUUUUUGUCCUUUUAAAAUUAUGAAUUUAUUUUAUUAAAGUAAAACGUUACAAAA
Molecule: messenger RNA, 490 nt
Organism: Carcharodon carcharias (great white shark)
Lineage: Eukaryota; Metazoa; Chordata; Chondrichthyes; Lamniformes; Lamnidae
Gene: cops9
Product: COP9 signalosome subunit 9
Exons: 3
Coding region: 76-249 (57 amino acids)
Biological process (GO): negative regulation of protein neddylation
Source: RefSeq, a predicted model, not a curated record